GAGACGACCACAAAUCAUUUGCCUCUGCUCCUGGCGCACAAAUGAUCCUGCGCCGUCCGAUCCCAUCGCGACGGUCUCAAAGCACCUCGGGGGACACCACCCCCACGGCACAGCACCCGCUGCUGCACGGGCCACACCCCCAAUAAAUAUUGCCCAGCACAGCGCAGCACACAGCUCACGCCUGACGCCGGGGCCGGGCCGUAGCCAUCGCCCAAGCAUUUUUCUCUCCACCACCACCACCACGCCAACGGAACGAGCACCACUGCGAGACGCCGAGUCCAAGCGCCAAUGGCCACGCGCACCACCCACGGCGCCGCCGGGGACGACGACGUGGCGGAGGCGGCGGGGACCACGGGCCCCACGCUCCGCCACCGCCACGCGGGCAAGGGCGCGGAGGAGGCCGGCAAUGGCGGAGCCAGCCCCGAGGACGCCUCGGUGGAGCAGGUGUUCGCGGACAAGGCGGUGCCGUCGUGGAGGGAGCAGCUCACGCUGCGGGCCUUGGUCGUCAGCGCGCUGCUCGCCGUCAUGUUCAGCGUCAUCGUCAUGAAGCUCAACCUCACCACGGGGAUCAUCCCCUCGCUCAACGUCUCCGCGGGACUGCUCGGCUUCUUCUUCGUUCGCCUUUGGACCUCCGCCUUCGAGCGGAUGGGCCUCAUCGGCCAGCCCUUCACCAGGCAGGAGAACACCGUCAUCCAGACCUGCGUCGUCUCCGCCUACGGCAUCGCCUUCAGCGGUGGGUUUGGCAGUUAUCUGUUCGGAAUGAGUGACACAAUAGCUAAGCAAGCAACAGAGGCUAAUGAUGCUUGGAACAUCAAGGAACCUCACCUCGGAUGGAUGAUAGGCUUUCUUUUCCUCGUCAGCUUUAUUGGGAUUUUUGCACUUGUGCCCAUGAGAAAAAUCAUGAUUGUCGACUACAAACUGACCUAUCCAAGUGGCACAGCAACUGCUUAUCUCAUCAAUGGUUUUCACACACCUGAGGGUGCCAAGCUUGCAAAGAAGCAAGUGAAGAUAUUGGGCAGGUACUUUAUGGUUAGCUUUUUCUGGGGCUUUUUCCAAUGGUUCUUCAGUGGUGGCGAUGACUGCGGUUUCAAGAACUUCCCAACAUUAGGCCUUGAAGCUUACAAGAAUAGGUUCUACUUUGAUUUCUCUCCUACAUAUAUUGGGGUUGGCAUGAUCUGCCCACACAUCGUGAAUGUGUCUGUUAUUCUAGGAGGUAUCAUCUCGUGGGGUAUCAUGUGGCCUCUCAUUGGCAAGAAAAAAGGGAGUUGGUACCCUGCUUCUCUCCCAGAAUCUAGUCUUCAUGGGCUGCAGGCUUACAGGGUUUUUAUAUCCAUUGCUUUGAUUCUUGGGGAUGGAUUAUAUAACUUCGUCAAGGUGCUUAUCCGCACAAUUGCCGGCUUCAUAUCAAUGGUUCAGAAAAAUUCGAAAGCCAUGCUUCCUGUUUCAGACAAUGGCAGUCCCACCGCUGAAGCUAUGUCCUUCGAUGAUGAGCGUCGCACUGAACUAUUCCUGAAAGAUCAAAUCCCCAUGGCGGUUGCAUAUGGAGGCUAUGCCGUGGUUGCUUCUAUAUCUAUCGGAACUCUUCCUCAGAUCUUCCCGCAGCUCAAGUGGUACUACAUUUUAGUUGCCUAUGUGGUAGCACCUGUCCUGGCCUUCUGCAAUGCCUACGGAAGUGGGCUUACUGAUUGGUCGCUUGCCUCCACCUAUGGCAAGCUUGCUAUCUUCGUCUUCGGUGCAUGGGCUGGCCUUGCCAAUGGCGGUGUGCUUGUAGGACUUGCUGCAUGUGGUGUGAUGAUGAGCAUCGUGUCAACUGCCUCUGACCUGAUGCAAGACUUCAAGACUGGUUACUUGACUUUGGCAUCACCAAAGUCCAUGUUUAUCAGCCAGGUGAUAGGCACAUCAAUGGGUUGUGUCAUUUCCCCCUGUGUCUUCUGGCUGUUCUACAAGGCUUUCAGCGACAUCGGUACAAGCGGCACCGAAUACCCAGCACCGUAUGCCAUUGUGUACCGAAACAUGGCGAUAUUGGGUGUGGAUGGCUUCAACACGCUUCCAGCGAACUGCAUGACUCUCUGCUACAUCUUCUUCGCUGCAGCUAUUGCCAUCAACCUGAUAAGAGACUUGACACCGCACAAGUUUUCGAGGUUCAUCCCGCUCCCUAUGGCAAUGGCUAUACCUUUCUACAUAGGAUCGUACUUCGCAAUCGACAUGUUCCUGGGCAGCUUCAUACUCUUUGUGUGGGAGAAGGUGAACAAGGCAAAAGCAGAUGCCUUCGGACCUGCUGUUGCUUCAGGGUUGAUCUGCGGAGAUGGGAUUUGGACCCUGCCUCAGUCAAUUCUUGCCCUUGCCAAGGUGAACCCCCCCAUUUGCAUGAAGUUCUUGACAAGAGGAGACAAUGUCAAAGUGGACAAAUUCCUUGGUGGCUAGUCAUGGUCAGUCGUGGUCUUCUAUGGAGGACAAGGGACAACCGCAAGCCACGGCCACGCAUCAGCAUCAGAAUGUAAUUACAGCCACUUCCCAGGACACUUGUUUUGUAGGCCAGAAGUUAGGUCCAUGCAAGCGAGAAUUAUCCGUAUGAAUCCAAUUUCUGAAACGAUUGUAGCUGUUCCUUUACAAUGUAAAAAAAGGAAGAGGAAAAGACUCAAGAGGCAGAACAACAGAUUAGGUGUAGCAGAAUUUCACAUUUUUGUCUGUCUUGUGUAACUAUGGCAUGUUGUUCUGCCCGGUAGGCUGCAAGUUGUGUACUUGUGAGUUGUGUGACAUGUUCCUACAGAAAGCGGGUGCUUCCAUUACUGAGGUUACAAUGCAA
This is a messenger RNA of Hordeum vulgare subsp. vulgare (domesticated barley), 2806 nucleotides long. RefSeq names its product probable metal-nicotianamine transporter YSL14. The transcript has 6 exons. Gene Ontology annotation, molecular function: oligopeptide transmembrane transporter activity. Gene Ontology annotation, cellular component: membrane. Lineage: Eukaryota; Viridiplantae; Streptophyta; Magnoliopsida; Poales; Poaceae. The coding region runs from base 289 to 2424 and encodes 711 amino acids. The record is from RefSeq and is a predicted model, not a curated record.